UUGCAAAUCGCCGUCUAAAACGACCUGACUUCUCUCUCUCUCUCUACAUAUAUAUAACCCACCCAUCCCCCCCCCCCUCUCUUCACUAAUCGCUUGAUUUCUCUGCUACACCGUCGCCGGACGGCGAAUUUCACGAAAAUUUAACUCUCAAAUUUGAAUCGUGAAGUAACAUACUGGCAUUUUCAUUGGUCUGACUGAUAGCUGCCCAAGUAUUGUAUGCUUUGUGUGUAAGCAAGCAUGGGUUCCGCUUGCUGUGUUGCUGCCAGAGAUAGAGCUGUUCUAGAUGAAUCAAGCUGUGAAAAUUUGCAGAGAAAUGUCCGCCAAUCUCCUACAUGGAGCUUUCGGUGGGAUAAUCGGGGACGAGUGGCUGGGGAGGAGACGCCAGUGAAUUGGUCUUCUGAUGGAAUUGGUGGCAAUGACGGAUUAGAAUUUAAAUCUGGAACAACUGUAGGAACAGUAUAUGCAUCUGAAGAGGGUAGUCCAUUGGAUAGUUUCAGAUCACUUGCAUGGCAGAAGUCACCAGUUUCUGAAAGAAAUAAUCGAAACUUUUCACUUCCUUUAUUGGAUCCCUUGGCUGAGAGGAAUUCCACUGAGGUUAAAGAAUUCGCUUGUUCAUCAGCACUUUCAUUCCCCUCUCCUGUAAAGCUAUCUCCAUCCGCUCCCUCUGUUUCAUCUUUAUCUGCAUCUCCUUUAUCAUCGCGUGGCCAGCUGCCUCCUGCUAGCUUUACUCCGUGUUUGCCUCGCCAUUCUUCAGCGCACCAACUGGGACAGCAAGUUUCUGAUAGCCGUGUACCAGGGAUGAAGUCACCUACAUUUUCAAUUUCCGAAGAAUCAUCUUCUUUUGUGCUCCUCCCUGGUUGGAGUAAUGAUUCAACUAGGGGCUCUCAUGGUGGAUCAUCAGAUGGUUGGUCAGUUCCUGCCUUUGCUGACCUGGCAAAUCCUCGUCGAGACAGGUGGUCAUUUGAUAGUGAAUCCUUUGGUUUCCAUCGUGAAAGGGCUACUAGCCGAGGUUCUGGGUCAUCUUCGUUCGAUCUCCAAACCUGUGGCAUAUGUGCAAAGCUAUUGAAUGAACUUGCUGUUGCUGUUCUAGUUUGCGGCCAUGUUUUCCAUGCUGAGUGCUUGGAGAAUAUGACAUCUGAAAUCAAUAGGUAUGACCCAGCUUGCCCUGUCUGUACUUUUGGGGAGAAGCAGGCCUUGAAGAUAUAUGAAAAAGCAAAAGCUAAGAUAGAAUUGAACGCUAGAAAGAGAUUUCGAAACAGGAUUGUUGACAGUGAUAUUAGUGGCAAUCUUGCUCGGUUCGAGCGUCAGAAAAGUAGUGCUCAUGAAGGAGGGUGUCCCAGGAUGAGCUCCAGUUCCAGUAUGAAGAGCCCUUCAAAGAGGCCCUUCCUACGGCAUUAUUUCUCCUUCGGUUCAAAGGGAUCAAGAUCCUACUCUGAGAGUCCUUCAACUCGGAGAAGGGGGUUUUCCUGGACAAGAUCUAACAAGAAGUAGGUUUCUUUAUGGACAUAAAAGAUAACCAUGGGUAUGCUCUCUCAGCUGCCUUUUUGGGUAGUAGAGAGUCGUGAAAGCAGUCAUGAUCUUGAUGGUUGAAAUGCAAUGCAUUCGCAGGCAAGUUAUACAUUGUAAAAAAUGGGAAGAAUACAAGGUGGAUGAUUAAUUUGUUAAGUAGGAAAGAAGAUGCAAAUUGAAAAUAGUUGUUGUUUCAGUGUAUGUUCUAUUGGGUUACCCAUGAAAAAUUGUCCUGAAGAUUUUAUAUAUAUGAUGCUUAAAAGUGCUCAUCUCUAUUGCCUAUAUAGUAGCAGAUAUUUGGUGUUCUACUCAUUGCUUAAGAGUAGCAUCAGUCCUUGUAUAACUUUGUAUUCUUAUUGUAUUUAUUUGAGUCAGUUAGAGCGCCUAA
This is a messenger RNA of Solanum tuberosum (potato), 1897 nucleotides long. RefSeq lists its product as uncharacterized. The record is from RefSeq and is a predicted model, not a curated record. Bases 238 to 1491 code for a protein of 417 amino acids. NCBI's taxonomy places the organism in Eukaryota, Viridiplantae, Streptophyta, Magnoliopsida, Solanales, Solanaceae. The transcript has 5 exons.